GGGCUUGCGAGUCAAAUGUGAAUCAAUACUUCAGUCUCCCAACACUUCCCUGUGGGUAGAGUGAAAUACAGCUUUAGAAAGACAUUUUUCCUGAAACAAGUCUUCAGGCAAUAUGGGAAGCAAGUUUAGCAAACUAGCAGCCUGGUAUAACAAGCAUAUCAAGCAUGAGAGGGAACCUGCAAUCAAGCUCAUAGACCCUGUCUUUCACCACCAUAAAAUCAAAACCUACGGCAUUGAGCUGAGAGAUCCAGAGCUGCCCCUGGAGGACAGAGCCACAGCUGCAUGCUAUAUUGGACUUCUAACUUACACAGGUGGUGUCAAUGCUGCUUUGCUUGCAUCAGAAUACAUUCAGGAUAUGAUUAAUAUUUUGCUUAUGCCAGAUACUUCUGGGGAAGUGAGGACCUAUGUAUUAAAAGGGUUGUGUGGCAUUUGCUACCUAAGCUACUUAAACCAAAAUGAAGCCAAAGACAGACAUCUUAUGGAAAUUCUCCUUGCUUAUCUGGAUGAAGAUGAAGACCCGGAAGAUGACGACCCUCUAGAUAUAAUCACUAUGAAGCUCUGGGUUUGCUACCUUAUGACGGUUGUCUGCUGUAACAACAUCCCUUAUCUCAAGUUAUUUAAUGAAGUGGGUGGCCAAAAGCUACGUAAAAGUCUGGAGGCCCUGUCUAAGUUGGAAUGGUUUAGCUGGCCACAAAACUAUGCCAAGUUAAUGCUAGCGCUUCUAGCCUACCAAGAACAGAUAAAAGAAUCACUAAUAGGUAGAGCUAAGAAAUCCAGCUUACAGUAAAAGUGCCAGGUGGUAAAUGGUGUUUAGGGAAGUAUCCAGAAAUACUAAGUAAAUUACUGGUUGGGGCUGACAUAUAGCAUAUGUACCACACUUCUGUUCUCAAAGGUUUAAAGGGGGUGGGAACUAUUAUUCCAUGUCUAUUACCUCUUAAAUAGCUGGCUUAGACUUGCAACAUAUGUUCUAAAGUACAGCAUUUUACAACUGUGUAAUCUGUGCAGAGAAGUUUAUUUGGCAGUUCCACAUACAUGAAUAAAAAACUAUUUACAAAUUGAAA
Messenger RNA from Podarcis raffonei (Aeolian wall lizard), 1061 nucleotides. It is a transcript of the gene ARMH2, whose product is annotated as armadillo like helical domain containing 2. The record is from RefSeq and is a predicted model, not a curated record. The transcript has 2 exons. The coding region runs from base 113 to 787 and encodes 224 amino acids. Lineage: Eukaryota; Metazoa; Chordata; Lepidosauria; Squamata; Lacertidae.